Molecule: messenger RNA, 450 nt
Organism: Neogale vison (American mink)
Lineage: Eukaryota; Metazoa; Chordata; Mammalia; Carnivora; Mustelidae
Product: 60S ribosomal protein L32-like
Exons: 2
Coding region: 1-450 (149 amino acids)
Biological process (GO): translation
Cellular component (GO): ribosome; cytosolic large ribosomal subunit
Molecular function (GO): structural constituent of ribosome
Source: RefSeq, a predicted model, not a curated record
AUGACCGCAGUGAAAGGUGGCGGCCCUCUCCUGCUUGGCAUCACGGUUACCCUCAGACCUCUGCCAAAGCCCGAGACUAUCAAAAAGAGGACCAAGGAGUUCCUCUGGCAUCAGUCACACCCAUAUGUAAAAAUUAAGCUCAACUGGCAGAAACCCCAAGGCACUGACUAUAGGGUGCACAAAAGAUUUAAGAGCCAGAUCUUGAUGCCCAGCCCUGGUUAUGGGAGCGACAAGAAAACAGAGCACAGGCUGCCCAGUGGCUUCCAGAAGUCCCCAGCCCACAGCAUAAAGGAGCUUGAAGGACUGCUGGUGUGCAACAAAUCUCAGUAUGCGGGGUCUGCUGACAAUGUCUCGACCAAGAACCACAAGACUACUGCGGAAAGAGCAGCCCAGCUGGCCCCCAGAGUUGACAGUCCCAAUGCCAGGCUGCGCAGAGAAGAAAAUGAAUAG